GGCGACCUCAACACCAUAAUCACCCUCUCCGCGUACCUCCACCUGGACGACGUAUAGUUGCAGGACAAUGAGUUACAACAACUACGACACGUCCUACACAUCGUACGGAACUGGCGGUGGAGCGGGCGGCGGCGGCUUCAUCCCCGGCGACGGCAGCCAGACAAGCCCUAGCGGACGACGGGACUUUUCUCAAGACUCUCUCCGACCUGUCACCAUCAAGCAGAUUCUCGAUGCGCAGCAACCAACAGAUGAAAUCUUCAAAAUCGACGGAACCCCUAUCGCGCAACUCACCUUCGUCGGACAAAUCCGGAACAUCUCAAGUCAAACCACGAAUAUUACUUAUAAACUCGAUGACGGUACCGGCAGCAUUGAAGUGAAGCUUUGGGUUGACAGCGACGACUUGAAGCAGCCCGAUUCCAGCAAACCUAAGCUCGUGGAAAAUGCAUACUGCAGGGUAUGGGGCAAGCCGAGGUGCUUCAACAACAAGAAGCAUGUCGGCGCACACAUCAUUCGCCCCGUUGAAGAUUUCAACGAGGUCUCAUACCAUCUCCUUGAAGCCACAGUCGUGCAUUUGUACUUCACGCGGGGUCCACCUGGGGGCGCAGCAGGCGCAGCAGGCGUGGCAGGCACUGCUAUGAAUGGUGCACAAGGCCAGGAACAGACCACGGCUAGCAGUUACGCUAGCGCAAUGGGUGGAGAGAACUUGUCAGCAUAUUCGGCAAUGGCACGGAAGGUGUACAAUCAUAUGAGGGUCGCACCACAGACGAACGAGGGCCUUCAUCAACAGGAAAUUGCGGCAAGUCUACGUGCAGAGAUUGUUGAUGUAGCAAGAGCUGGCGACGAAUUGCUGACUGGUGGUCUCAUAUACACCACUGUCGAUGAUCAGACCUGGGCUGUCCUUGAAGCAGAUUGAAAUUAGGUUGUAUUUCUGCAUUGAGUUUCUUAUUUAGGACGAACACGCGACUCUCAACAUGGAUUGACGGCUUUACGGGAGAAGACAAUGUUGAGGGAAUGGACGUAACGUCAUGAAUGAUGCUCAAGUAGAUGGUGUCACGAUGCAUUAGGAGUAUCCAAAUAAGGCACACCUCUACCGACUGCUU
This is a messenger RNA of Lindgomyces ingoldianus, 1100 nucleotides long. RefSeq names its product replication protein A, subunit RPA32. NCBI's taxonomy places the organism in Eukaryota, Fungi, Ascomycota, Dothideomycetes, Pleosporales, Lindgomycetaceae. The record is from RefSeq and is a predicted model, not a curated record. Gene Ontology annotation, biological process: DNA replication; nucleotide-excision repair; double-strand break repair via homologous recombination. The coding region runs from base 68 to 913 and encodes 281 amino acids. The transcript is spliced from 4 exons. Gene Ontology annotation, cellular component: site of double-strand break; chromosome, telomeric region; nucleus. Gene Ontology annotation, molecular function: DNA binding.